Spirodela intermedia is the source of this 1162-nucleotide messenger RNA. The record is from the annotation of a GenBank genome assembly. NCBI's taxonomy places the organism in Eukaryota, Viridiplantae, Streptophyta, Magnoliopsida, Alismatales, Araceae.
AUGGCGAACCCGGAGACGCUGCUGCCACCAGGAUUCCGCUUCCACCCGACGGACGAGGAGCUCAUCCAGCACUACCUCAGGAACCAGGCGACCUCUCUCCCCUGCCCCGUCUCCAUCAUCGCGGAAGUUGACAUCUACAAGUUCGAUCCCUGGGAACUCCCUGGUGAGAGAAGGAUUCCAUCCAGCCACAAGUCGUUUCUUUUCUUUCUCCUUCUCCUGGUUUCUUUGACCCGACCGUUGCGGCGGCGCUGUGGUGGGUUCGUGCAGCGAAGGCGAUGUUUGGGGACAAGGAGUGGUACUUCUUCAGUCCGAGGGACCGGAAGUACCCCAACGGCGUGCGGCCCAACCGGGCGGCGGCGUCAGGCUACUGGAAGGCCACCGGCACCGACAAGCCGAUUGUAGCCGACGGCGGUGCCUCCAGGAGGGAGAACAUCGGGGUGAAGAAGGCGCUGGUUUUCUACCAGGGACGGCCGCCCAAGGGGAUCAAGACCGACUGGAUUAUGCACGAAUACCGCCUCGUCGACGGCGCCGGCGGCCGCCACCAUGGCGGGCUCAAGCGGCCCCGCGACUCCUCCAUGAGGGUGAGAAAUCGAAGUUACACUCUUUUACCUUCUUCGUCAACGAAAGACGAACGAUCUGAUUGUCGUCUUCUUUCUUUUUGAUCAUGAGAGUGCUGACGCUGUAUUCUUUGCAGUUGGACGACUGGGUGUUGUGCCGGAUCUACAAGAAGUCAAACAACCAGCACCCGAGCUUGCCGUCUGAUCGAGAUCAGGAGGCCUCCACCGUGGAGGACACCUACUUCCCACCGAGCCACAGCGGCGGCGGCGGCGGCGGCCGCCUGCCGAAGAACGCCUCCCUGAGCGACCUGUUCAACGACGCCGACUUCUCCGCGCUCGCGCGGCUGCUCCACGAGAACCCCUCCGAUAUGAGGGCCCCCGAGCUGGACCAGUACUUGGACGGUGGCGGCAUCUUCUCUCUUCUGACAGCGGAGGAGUCCCCUCCGAAGCGUCAGAGAACAGCGGCCGACCAAGGCGGCCCCACCGCCGCCGCCUUCGACCGGUACGACGGCCACUGCACCGGCGCCGGGGACGGCGAAGACGCCACCUCUCUCCCAUGUAACCAGCACAGGCUGCUCAACUCUCACCUGGAACUUCUUCGAUGA